UAAAACGUGUAUGCAGUGAUUAAUAUGUAACAGAUAAAAUACAAAACAAGUAAAAAAAACAUUAUAAUUAAGAAAAUAUAAAUAAGGCUGCAGAAAGUAAAAUCCAAUAAGAGCAAAGGGUGUAGAGGUGAAAAACCAGGGUGUUGUUUAGGCCCAAUAAUAAACGGGGUGUAAGAAUGAAAUUCUUGUUCCUACUUAGUCUCAAGGACAUUGUCAACCAAAAAAUUUGAUGUUGGGAAAUCCAUCACGAUCAGCAAGGCUUUGGGAAGGUUGACAGCCCUUUCACUAUAAUCAGUCCUAGUUAAAUCAGAGAACCCUUGUUUAAUCAGUCCUAGUUAAAUCAGAGAACCCUUGUUUAGCUAAUUCUUGAAGAAGUAAAUGGCCACCGCUUCCCAAGCUCAACCCCAACCACUUCCUCUUCAAGACCGAGUCGCAAUCGUCACUGGCUCCUCGCGCGGAAUCGGCCGCGAAAUCGCGAUUCACCUCGCUUCACUCGGUGCGCGAAUCGUCAUCAAUUACACCUCCAACUCGUCCCAAGCCGAGUCAGUUGCCGCUCAAAUCAACGCCAACUCCGCCACGCCGCGGGCCGUCGUGGUCAAGGCUGACGUGUCCGAACCGAGCCAAGUCAAGUCCCUCUUUGACUCUGCCGAGCGCGCCUUUGACUCGCCGAUCCACAUCCUGGUCAACUCGGCAGGCGUCCUCGACGGCACGUACCCCUCCAUUGGGAACACCACCAUGGAGUCCUUCGACCACACCUUCGCGGUGAACACGCGCGGUGCGUUUGUGUGCGCGAGGGAGGCGACGAACCGGUUGAAGCGAGGCGGCGGGGGGCGGAUCAUUCUGGUGACGUCGUCGCAGGUGGCGGCGCUGCGGCCGGGGUUCGGUGUUUACGCUGCGUCGAAGGCUGCGGUGGAGGCGAUGGUGAAGGUUCUGGCGAAGGAACUGAAGGGAACGCAGAUCACGGCGAACUGCGUGGCGCCGGGGCCCAUCGCAACGGAGAUGUUCUUUGAGGGGAAGUCGGAGGAGACUGUGAAUAGGAUCGUGCAAGAGAGUCCUUUGGGGAGGCUGGGUGAGACCAAAGACGUGGCUCCUGUUGUGGGGUUCUUGGCCACUGAUGCUGCUGAAUGGGUCAACGGUCAAAUUGUUCGUGUCAAUGGCGGUUAUAUUUAAUCGACCUCUACUGUUUGAACUGAAUAAGAUGGAAAUAACAUGCCAGAGUUCACACACUCGUAUGUAUAAGUUUCCACUGAAUAAGUAUAAUCUCCCAAUUUCAUCAUUCA
Molecule: messenger RNA, 1280 nt
Organism: Vigna angularis (adzuki bean)
Lineage: Eukaryota; Viridiplantae; Streptophyta; Magnoliopsida; Fabales; Fabaceae
Product: NADPH-dependent aldehyde reductase-like protein, chloroplastic
Exons: 1
Coding region: 379-1170 (263 amino acids)
Molecular function (GO): oxidoreductase activity
Source: RefSeq, a predicted model, not a curated record